Lachancea sp. 'fantastica' is the source of this 1076-nucleotide messenger RNA. NCBI's taxonomy places the organism in Eukaryota, Fungi, Ascomycota, Saccharomycetes, Saccharomycetales, Saccharomycetaceae. The record is from the annotation of a GenBank genome assembly.
AUGGAAGCAGCUUCUUGUACAAGUGACAACCAGUCAACGGGUCAACAUCAUUCUGACGCUUCAUCAAGUGACUCGCUCGCUGAUGAGGGUUUACAAGCCAACCCAGCAACAACUGGUGCUGGCCUUGAUGAGUACAGAACAUCAGCCACCGCUGAAUACGUCGCGAGCUCAACGAAUCAUGCCGCAAUGGAACAAUCGGAGCUUUAUCUUGAGUACUUUCAUUCAUCAAUCAUAAGGGAGGAUUUAGCUACUAUAAAGAAUCCUCGCCUUUCACUAGAUAAAAUGGCAAAUGCUAUCAGAGAAUUGAUAAGAGUGAAAGGCUACAGAUCAUCAGAUCAUGGGAAAGAGUUUAAGUUCAGGUGGACUGACAACUCGACGUACUACCUGGUCAAGUAUUGCAACGAAAUCGGUCCAUUUUACGGCUUCGAACGUCUGAAAUCACCUAGAGUUGAGAAGCUAGAACGAAGCAGCUUCAUAUCUCUUAAAUGGAGUUGAUUUUGUAUGAUCUUCUGUUGUCAUUACAAUUCGAAAACAAUAUCAUACCAACAGAGGGUCAAAUUAACAGAGUGCAGAUAUCUAACAGUACAUGGCACAUCCCAAAUUAUUUGCUGUCACUACAGGAGAUGAGAGAAAUCCUUUCUCGAUUACUGGAGUUGACAAAAUAGAUGACGUUUUGGAACAGCUCUGUAGGCUGAAAAAUGAUUCGGAACUGAGUAAAGCAGAAUACCAUAAACGUGUUACCGACCAACGACAUAAUAAGAGGUCUGUGGGCCAGAUGCUAUGCUCAAAUAGUAUUCCGAGUGUCAUUGAGAGCCUAGGAACAGAUCAGGCAAGUCGCUGAACUCAAGAGAUGUCGCGUCAUUUGCCCAUUAUUUCUCUGAACUCUCAGCACCAACGAAGAGAACUAGCAAGAUUCUGCGCUACGAACUAUUGAAGCAACACUUUCGGAAGAAAGGAAACGCGAAGCAAAAGCUCAACAGCAGAUUAUAGAAUUUCAACAACAACAAAUGGAAUACAGCGCUCAAAAGAAAAGCGUGAACAAUUCGAUCAUGAAGCCAAAAAGAUUAAGACUGUAA